AUGCCUUGGAAUAAUCUUGACCGUGAGGAGGAUGAAUCUGAUUCAAACAUAGAGGAGGAGCAGCUGAGGCCCUAUCAAUACAAUCGUCUGACAAGCAACCAUUCCAUCCGCCUGCUAAAGCUCCAUGCUGGCUCGAAGAAGCAGGACCUAGUGUGCGAUCUCGUGGAAGAAAAGCUCGGUGGUGAUCAUCAUGUCAAUUUCGAAGCUUUGUCUUGGUCCUGGGGUACUGCGCCAUGGACCGGCAGGAUCAAGAUUCGAGAGGGAGAUGAAGAUUUCGUGUUCAACGUCCCACCGACCUUGGUAAGCGCACUUAAAGCGCUAAGGUUACGACGAAAGGUGCGCACAAUUUGGGUCGACCUAAUUUGCAUCAACCAGGCUCGGACAGAGGAAAAGAACCACCAAGUGCCGAUGAUGUCGUCGAUAUAUGGAAACGCGACGAAAGUUUGCGUUUGGAUCGGCGAGGCCGACGAAGACAGCGACACUGCGAUCGACUUCAUCCAACAAGAAGUGUUGAGACUUCAAGCCUUCGACAGCUUGUGUGAGAGUCCGGCUGCGACACCCAAGUGGCGCGCCAUGUUAAAUUUGAUGAAGAGAGACUGGUUUGAAAGACGCUGGGUUGUACAGGAGAUCGCACUCGCGAACUCCGCGGAACUGUAUUGUGGAACGAAGUCCAUCAGUUGGAAAGAUUUCUCCGACGCUGUGCAACUCUUUGUUGAAGUAGAAACAGCCACUCACCGGCUGUCUGAUGUAAUGCGAAAGGAUCCAGCGUUCUAUCAUAUUCCAGGCUGGUUUGAGUAUGUCUCUGCUCUCGGUGCUAGCCUCCUCGUGGAUGCGACAGGCUCGCUGUUUCGAAUAUCAGAAGACAAGAGACGGACGCCCUUGCAGACACUCGAGUACCUUGUCUCUAAUUUAUCUGUUUUCAAAGCCUCGGAACCGCGAGAUACUGUGUUCUCGCUAUUAGCGGUGGCUAGGGAUACCAACCCUAUUGCCGUUCUGACAGAGCAGUCAGACGUCAAAGUGGGAGCAAAUGCACUGAAAGGACUCAACAUGUGGGCCAAAAACCAACAAAGGAAGCCAUACCCUGUGGAUUACAACCUGCCCCUUGUGCAGAUCUUUAAGGACUUCAUAGAAUUCGCCAUCCGACAAUCAAGCGAAAUUGACCCCACACGAGCUUUGGAUAUUCUGUGCAGGCCAUGGGCCCCUCCAAGCGUUCCGCAACGAAUGAGUACCUCGGGCAGCGAUUCUGACUCAACGCAGCGCCGCCUCUAUGAUAUACCGCUUCCAUCCUGGAUUCCCCAAUUAUCUGGCGCCGCCUAUGCUAUGUUCCAACACGCCAAUUCGGAGUAUCGCAUGGGCCGAAAAAAUGCUGACCCACUUGUCGGGCUGCCUGCUCCAGGCCAGAGGAACUACAGUGCCGCUGAAACAAAGAAGGUGGAAUUGAAGCAUCUAAAUUUCAAGAAACGGGACGAAUAUUACAGCAUGUACGUGUCUGGAUUCAUCCUCGACACUGUGAAGUCCGUCGAAGUUGCCUCACAAAGUGGGAAUAUUCCAGAAGAGUGGGUCGCCGCAGCUGGUUGGACUGAUCUUGAGAAGGAUCCCCCAGAUGCAUUUUGGAAGACUUUGGUGGCCGAUCGUGGUCGUCACGGCCGCAACCCGCCUACCUACUAUGGACGAGCUUGCAAGGAGUCGAUCUCGAAGGGCCUUGCCAGUGGCUCAUUGAACACAACCGAGCUCAUCAAUGAGGGACGGUGCAGUGUUGUCGCCGAGUUCUUUCGCCGAGUGCAAGCCGUGAUCUGGAAUCGAUCCCUAAUGCGCACACGUCAAGGCCAUCUCGGAAUUGUGCGCAAAGACGUCCGAGUUGACGAUAAGAUCUGCAUUCUGUAUGGAUGUAGCGUGCCUGUCAUAUUGCGUCAACAUCACAAAUCCAAAGAAGUUGUUGAGCAUGAACGUAAGGAAGACGAACAAGAACGAGAAAAGAUGCGCAGAGAAGCAACGAUCCGCAUACAGCGUGCGUUCCGCGAGAGUAAAGCGCGUAAAACAGCAAAGCAAAAGGAAACAAGUGGACGGGGCGGAACACCUGCUUCGUCGUCCUCGGCGGCGACUUCUUGCCGUAGUGCUCAAUCAAAAACAUCAGCGUCAUGUGCUAGGCAGAUAGGAUCACCUCCAGAAAAUGGCUCACAAAAGCAAAAACCUCUGCCGCCCAAGAAGCCAAGCCGAGAUCUGAACAAGGCUUCUCAUCUGCCGCCCAGAUCUGGCCAGCAAGAAGAAGUUUUAGGAGGGCCGAGUUCGUCACAAACACGGCGCCAAUCUGACGCUGGAGGGGAGUCGAAGACGGAUAGCAUGGCAGAAUCGGCCGAAAUGAGACAGCCCCAAUCAAAAGAACGGGCAUUAACGGACGCCGACGAAUACUAUUGGUAUGAGUUUAUAGGCGAGUGCUACGUUCACUCAAUGAUGGACGGCGAGGCGAUCAAGUACCAAAACGUGCACGAAAUCAAACCCAACAUAUUCGAACUUCGAUAG
Molecule: messenger RNA, 2520 nt
Organism: Verruconis gallopava
Lineage: Eukaryota; Fungi; Ascomycota; Dothideomycetes; Venturiales; Sympoventuriaceae
Exons: 3
Coding region: 1-2520 (839 amino acids)
Molecular function (GO): protein binding
Source: RefSeq, a predicted model, not a curated record